UUGCUUAUCGAAAUGUAAUGAUCAGUUUUUGUUGUAAUAAAAGGUGAUAUAGACAGAGUUUGAUAUCCCCGAUCUUUACUAAGAUAUAUUAGGCGCCAUGGCCGCCGAUCAAGAGCAAUUUUACCAAAUACUGACAUCACUUUUAUCCACAGAUAAUAAUAUCAGAACUCAAGCAGAGGAUGCUUAUUCAAAUUUGCCUAUUGAAACGAAAGUGAGUCACCUGUUGGGGGCGAUCCAUAAUGCCAACUUGGGCGAUGAGGCCAGACAGAUGUCCGCAGUUCUGCUGCGGAGAGUCUUCUCCAACGACUUUAUGGAGUUCUACCCAAAAUUGCCUGCCGAGAGCCAGGUGCAGUUGAAAGACCAGGUUUUGCUGGCCGUACAGCAGGUACAGACCGAACAGCUGAGGCAUAAAGUGUGUGAGGUUGUCGCUGAAGUUGCAAGGAAUUUGAUAGAUGAUGAUGGAAACAACCAGUGGCCUGAAUUUCUACAGUUUCUUUUCCACUGCGCAAACGACCCGAAUCCGGUCCUCAAAGAGGCCGCCCUCCAGAUGUUCACCAGCGUGCCGGGAGUGUUCGGCAACCAGCAGAACAACUACCUGGACCUCAUCAAACAGAUGUUGCUGCAGAGCCUCGCUCCCACCGAAGCCUACGAGGUGCGAUUCCAGGCCGUACGGGCCGUAGGCGCCUUUAUCUUGAUUAACGACAAGGAGACGCAGAUAUUGAAACACUACGCCGACCUGCUGGCGCCCAUGCUGCACGUUAUAGCGGAGAGCGUGCAGCAGCAGAACGACGAUACUCUCUUGAAAGUUCUCAUCGAUUUGGCGGAGAACACACCGAAAUAUCUUAGGCCUCAAUUGCUUCCGAUCUACGAUAUGUGCAUGAAGAUCUUCAGCGACGCUGGCGCUUUGGACAGCUGGAGGCAGUUGGCUCUUGAAGUUAUGGUCACAUUGGCUGAAAUGGCGCCGGCGAUGGUCAGGAAAAAUGCCAGCAAGUACAUGGAACAGCUCAUCCCGCUGAUAUUACAAUUCAUGGCCGACCUGGAGGAGGAAGACGGUUGGGCGGAAUCCGACGAGCUUCUAGACGAAGAUAACGACUGUAACAACGUCGUAGCCGAAGCUGCUUUGGAUCGCUUAGCCUGCGGAUUAGGCGGGAAAAUCAUUCUGCCGCUCGUAACGCAGAGCAUCCCCAGGAUGUUGGCCAGCCCCGAUUGGAAACAACGACAUGCCGCCCUGAUGGCGCUCAGCGCCAUCGGGGAGGGUUGUCACAAGCAGAUGGAAGGUAUGCUCGCUCAGAUCAUGGACGGGGUGCCGGGCGUCAUGGAUGGCGUCCUCAGAUACCUCCAGGAUCCGCACCCUAGAGUUAGGUAUGCCGCUUGCAACGCCGUGGGGCAGAUGUCUACUGAUUUCGCCCCGGUGUUCGAGAAGAAGUUUCACGACAGGGUGGUGCCGGGACUGCUGAUGUUGUUGGACGAUAACGGUAAUCCGAGGGUCCAAGCUCACGCCGGAGCCGCCUUGGUAAAUUUCGCCGAGGAUUGCCCGAAGCACAUCCUCAGCGGUUACCUGGAUGCCCUCAUGGGCAAACUGGAGGGCAUCCUCACGGCUAAAUUCAAAGAACUGGUAGAGAAAGGCACCAAACUGGUCCUGGAGCAGGUCGUGACGACAAUCGCGAGUGUCGCCGACACGGCCGAGACUGAAUUCAUUGCCUACUACGACCGACUGAUGCCCUGUUUGAAGUACAUCAUACAGAACGCAAACAAGGAAGAACUGAAGUUAUUAAGAGGUAAGGCGAUCGAGUGCGUUACUUUGAUCGGAAUGGCCGUGGGGUCGAAGAAGUUCAGCGCCGACGCCACCGAGGUUAUGGAUAUGCUCCUGAAGACGCACGGUGAUGGGGCGGAGUUACCGGACGACGAUCCGCAGACGAGUUAUUUAAUUUCGGCUUGGUCUAGGAUUUGCAAGGUUCUUGGUAAGAGCUUUGAACAAUACUUACCUUUGGUUAUGGGACCAGUAAUGAGAACGGCUUCCAUGAAGCCGGACGUGGCGCUUCUGGAUAACGAUGACAUGCAGGGGGUGGAAGGCGACGACGAUUGGCAGUUCGUGUCUUUGGGCGAACAGAAGAAUUUCGGAAUACGCACUGCUGGCUUGGAAGACAAAGCGGCGGCCUGCAGCAUGCUGGUCUGCUACGCCAGAGAACUGAAAGAAGGCUUCGCCAAUUACGCCGAGGAGACGGUCAAACUGAUGGUGCCUAUGCUCAAGUUCUAUUUCCACGACGGCGUGAGGAACGCGGCCGCCGAGUCGCUCCCUUCGCUGCUGGAGUGCGCCACGUGCAAGGGUCCCGCGUUUGUCGGGGACAUGUGGCGCUUCAUCUGCCCCGAACUGCUCAAGGCCAUCGACACGGAACCCGAAAGCGACGUGCUGAUGGUGAUGCUGGACUCUCUGGCCAGAUGCGUACAGAAACUGGGACCAUCCUACAUCGACCAGGAGUCCAUGACUGAGAUACUUAGGAUUAUCGAUAAAUUGAUGAAGGAGCACUUCGAGAGGGCCAACGACAGGCAUAAGAAGCACCUGGACGAGGAUUACGAUGAGGAGGUGCAGGAGCAGCUCGAAGACGAGGAAUCCGACGACAUAUACGUCCUCAGCAAGAUCGCCGACGUGGUGCACGCCAUGUUCAUGGUCUACCGAGACAACUUCCUGCCCUUCUUUGACCAGAUCUGCAGCCACUUCGUCAGCCUGUUAACGCCGAACCGGGGCUGGGCGGACCGCCAGUGGGGCAUAUGCAUCUUCGACGACGUCAUCGAAUUCACCGGUCCAGCCUGUGCCAAAUACCAGGGAUAUUUCUUGCAGCCGCUCGCCGUCUACGUCAAGGACAAGAGCUGCGAGGUGCGUCAGGCCACCGCGUACGGCUGGGGGGUCCUGGCCCAGUUUGGUGGAGACCAGUUCGCCGCCGAACUGGCCAAAAUCCUACCUGCCCUGGUGGAGGUGAUCACCGAUCCUGAAUCGAAGGAUCCCAGGAAUAUCAACGCGACUGAAAAUGCCAUCUCGGCCAUUACGAAGAUCAUGAAGUAUAACAAUUCCCAGAUCAACCUGAACGAGAUUAUUCCCUUGUGGUUCUCUUGGUUGCCCGUUAUAGAGGACGCCGACGAGGCCCCACACGUGUACGGAUAUUUAUGUGAUCUUAUAGAGCAGAAUAAUCAACAUGUUUUAGGUGCAAAUAAUUCAAAUAUUCCAAGGAUAAUAAACAUAAUAGCGGAGGCGUUCUUCAGAGAGUCCAUCGAACCGGCCAACCCGGAGGGCUUCAGGAUGCUGAACAUCGUCAGGCAGGUGCAGUCGGACGAGACGUUUUUCCAGAACCUGGUCCAGGCGAUGCCCUCCGAGCUACAGCAGGCACUCCACGUCGCUUUGCACACCCCGCCCUCCACUUAGCUAAAGGCGUCCGUCUAAUUAUCGUUUUAAACUUAUUUUUUAAAUAAUUCAGAGUUAAAUUAAAAGUUAUAGCUAUAUCAUUAUUUUUUAUAUAUGUAUGACGUUAUAACUGGAUUUUUAUGUUUGUGAAGUUGAUUUGACUUUUACUUAUUUCUUUUCGUAAGGUCAUCUACCUACCCUCGUUUAGGUAACUAUUUAUCUUUAAUCGAUGAUUGUUGUAUAUAGAUUUUCGCAACUCUGAACUGUAUGUGAUACUUUUUUUCAUUAAAUUCACAAUAAAAAUAUUUUUGUCUACAAGUUUUGAUUAUCGUUAAGUGUUUUCGAGGUUAUUACUCACAAUGACAAUGUUAUUACAUCUCAAUAAAAACAUUUUCGCUAUG
Molecule: messenger RNA, 3798 nt
Organism: Anoplophora glabripennis (Asian longhorned beetle)
Lineage: Eukaryota; Metazoa; Arthropoda; Insecta; Coleoptera; Cerambycidae
Gene: Karybeta3
Product: importin-5
Exons: 12
Coding region: 98-3418 (1106 amino acids)
Biological process (GO): protein import into nucleus
Cellular component (GO): cytoplasm; nucleus
Molecular function (GO): nuclear import signal receptor activity
Source: RefSeq, a predicted model, not a curated record